Molecule: messenger RNA, 486 nt
Organism: Aureobasidium uvarum
Lineage: Eukaryota; Fungi; Ascomycota; Dothideomycetes; Dothideales; Saccotheciaceae
Source: the annotation of a GenBank genome assembly
AUGAAUUCGCAGCGUGGUUCGUCGAGACGCGGUCGUGGGACUUCUUCCAGCCGUGGUCGUGGUACCUCGUCUUCCUCUAGCGGUGUUCGACGUGGACGUGGCCGCGGUCGGGGAUCAUACUACAACCGCUCCAACGGCGCAACCUCUCGCAAUCCAUCUUUUCGCGCAUUGAGACAACCCUCAGUCACUCCUUCGACUGCUUCGAGACUGACGACUCCGAAUCCAUCAAACAACUCCCGACAAGCUUCAUCUGCGCCUAGUGUGGUACACGGACAAGUCCCAGCUUCAAUCGCCAACUCUCAACCUCGAAACCACUUCGAUGACGGUGCUAGUGAUGAGGCUCUCGAUGAGAUCGUCAUGGCAGUUGACAUGAAACCUCGCGGUACUGUCGGUUGUGCGUAUUACAUUGCUGCACAAGAGAAGUUGUACUUUAUGGAAGACAUUGAGCUGGGUGGUCCAGAUAUUAUCGAAGCUCGUAAGNUAUGA